Molecule: messenger RNA, 1882 nt
Organism: Cololabis saira (Pacific saury)
Lineage: Eukaryota; Metazoa; Chordata; Actinopteri; Beloniformes; Belonidae
Gene: chp1
Product: calcineurin-like EF-hand protein 1
Exons: 7
Coding region: 240-827 (195 amino acids)
Molecular function (GO): calcium ion binding
Source: RefSeq, a predicted model, not a curated record
GGGGUGACGUCAGAGCCGAGUCCCCAGCUGACCGUCGAGCAGAGCCACUCUUCACUCUUUCCUCUUUUACUUCGUUGUUUUCGUGUUUAUUCCGCGCUGAAACCGGACCACGGACCACUGGACUCCGGCCGUGACGGCUCCCGAACCCCGUCCUGCCGUCGGAGCGGCCGUUUCCGCGACGUUUCCUCUCUGAAAUACUGCAGGUUGCGCAAGUUUCACCUCCUUUUCGGGGUUUCAGGAUGGGAUCGAGGGCGUCCACGCUGCUGCGGGAAGAGGAAAUCGAGGAGAUCAAGAAGGAGACCGGCUUCUCCCACAGCCAGAUCACCCGGCUGUACAGCCGCUUCACCAGCCUGGACAAAGGAGAAAACGGUGCCCUCAGCCGCGAGGACUUCCAGAGGAUCCCUGAACUGGCCAUCAACCCCCUGGGGGACCGGAUCAUCAACGCCUUCUUCCCCGAGGGGGAGGACCAGGUCAACUUCCGGGGCUUCAUGCGGACGUUGGCCCACUUCAGGCCGAUCGACGACAACGAGAAGAAGAGCGCCGCCAGCAGUGAGCCGCCGCUCAACAGUCGGGCCAACAAGCUGCAGUUCGCUUUCCGGAUGUACGACCUUGACAGAGACGACAAAAUCUCCAGAGACGAGCUGCUGCAGGUGCUGCGGAUGAUGGUUGGCGUGAACAUCUCCGACGACCAGCUGGGCAGCAUCGCUGACCGGACCAUCCAGGAGGCCGACACGUCCGGGGACGGCUGCAUCUCCUUCAACGAGUUCAUGAAGGUCUUGGAGAACGUCGACGUGGAACACAAAAUGAGCAUCCGGUUUCUGCACUAAAGCCUCUCUUCUCUCCUCUCCUCAUCGUCAGCUGUAGAUUCUGCCUUUGCACUGUUCUGUUCACGCAGGGAGACGUGCCUUUGCUCGUUUUAUGCAAUGUCAUCCCGUAUGUUUUCCCAUUUACUGAAAUGUGUAUGUCUCCUCGAAAGAAAAAAAACAAACAAACAACUGAUUUAUAUAAAAGUCUUUCGCCACGAGUUCAUGUUCCGCUCAUAUUUGUCUCCGUGAGUCUGCAGCAGCUGAAAAUGAUCAUUUCACAUACAGCCCGACUCUCUGGAGAGAAAAACGAUCAAAUUCAUAGAUUCAUACUUUAGAAACUGGUGUUUCCAGCUCCUGGCGGGAGUCUGGAAAUCAGCACGUCUCCAGUUAAGACGGUUACAAGAGGACUCGAUAAAGACGAGUCAGAACCAGAGACGGACAAUGGAUUUCCAGGCUGAGAACCGGUUGGGUUCUCACUGAAGUGCCCUGGUUUCCCUGAAGUUAUUAUCUUAGUAGAGAGGACCUUGUAGCCUUCUGUGUGUAUUAUAUUCAUAGGAUUAUUUUAGUAACUAUUUCAGCUUUUUUGGACUUCACCAAAGCAAGUUAGCCCCCCCUUCCCCUUCAAGUGGAUGUUGGAGCUGCUGAUAACAUUAAAGUCUUAUUUAUGUGGGUCCCUCCGCGCUCCAGUGCUGGCGGGUGGUGAACUUGUGAUUCUAGGGAUUUAUCUGCCUCCCUGAGUUGCUUACAGAGAGACGGAGCACCACGUUGGGAUGUAAUAAGCGCCUCCUCGGGGGGGCGGAUCCUGCGGAGGAGCCGCCAAGCUACAUAGACCAGGUUCAGGGGACACGUCUGACACGUCUGAGGGGAAACGUUGGUUCAAGCGCCGCGGCCUGAGUAGAUGUUUCACUCCUCUUUUUAAUAUUUAAUGUGACUUUGUUAAAUCAUUGCGCCCUCCAGCAGCCGAGUUCAGGAAGAUCGUUCAACCACUUGUUUAAUCAUUACUGUAAUUCACGUGUUCUGUAAUGUUGUAUCAAAGUGAUUCAUGAAUUUGAUUUAAAUAAAAUAAGUGCCAUGCA